UGUUUCCUGUCUGGAGUGGAGCUCCACUCUUGUAUGUCACCGCAGCACACGUGACUGUUGACAGCACUGCCGCCUCAUUAUCCUGUCUGUGAGACCUUUAGUUUUUGACCCCAUAAUGUAUUAGUUAGACUGGCUCACGUAGUGACUUCUGGGCACUUGGAGUGUUGUGGAGGGCUCAGUAAUUUGGAUUAUUCUAAGAUUGACCUCUCCGUCAUGGCGGACUUGUCGCAAUAUGUGGACCUGACGGAACUCAACUUCCUGAUAGCUGCGGCCUGUAUAAUAUUCAACCCGCUGUUCUGGAAUUUGGUUGCACGAUGGGAGUACCACACGCGAGCGCUCUCCAGGGUUUUUGGAUCCCCGUACACUGCAUGCUACAUCUUGGGGGCAGUACUUAUACUUCUUGCCAUCUUCAGAAGCCACUGCUUCACAGAAGCGAUCUCCAGCCAGCCCCACUCGUGGUUCCUGAAGAGGCCAGAAUUCUAUUAUGUUGGAGUGGCGCUGGUGGCGUCUGGCGGCAUCCUUGUUAUCUCCAGCUUCCUGGCGCUGGGGUUUGUUGGAACCUAUCUCGGUGAUUACUUUGGAAUAUUAAUGGAUAAGAAGGUGACCGGAUUCCCAUUCAAUAUAAUUGAGAAUCCAAUGUACUGGGGCAGCACCGCCAACUACCUAGGCAUGGCCUUCCUGAACUCCAGCCCGGCCGGUCUCCUCCUCUCGGCUCUGGUCGCCCUGUGCUACAAAGUCGCCAUCUUGUUUGAAGGGACGUUUACUGAGAAGAUUUACAGAAACAAAGCGAAAGCCAAGAAGAGUCGCUAGUCACCUCCAUAUCUCAGCAUACGAGCGGUGAUGGGGGGGGGGGGAAGGGUUAUUGGUUUAUUUAUCAGACGGUUCAGUAUCCUCAGGCACAGACGCCGCUUAUGGGCUUCAUCCAGUAUUACAAGGCUCAGUGAGGCCCCUCCUACCUCAGUGAGGCCCCUCCUACCUCAGUGAGGCCCCUCCUACCUCAGUGAUGCCCCUCCUACCUCACACCUCAGCACUGCAUUCUCAUACAACGUGCCCGCAGUUUACAUCACAUUCUACUUAGACCUCUUCAGGGACCAUUGACAGGAUGUUGUGUCUUAUUUUAUGUGUUUUACAGAAUUUUAAGUCACAGAAAUAAAGGUUUCAAAA
Hyla sarda is the source of this 1164-nucleotide messenger RNA. It is a transcript of the gene PEMT, whose product is annotated as phosphatidylethanolamine N-methyltransferase. Gene Ontology annotation, biological process: phosphatidylcholine biosynthetic process. The record is from RefSeq and is a predicted model, not a curated record. Bases 214 to 810 code for a protein of 198 amino acids. Gene Ontology annotation, molecular function: phosphatidylethanolamine N-methyltransferase activity. The transcript is spliced from 7 exons. Lineage: Eukaryota; Metazoa; Chordata; Amphibia; Anura; Hylidae.